Molecule: messenger RNA, 2397 nt
Organism: Pseudozyma flocculosa PF-1
Lineage: Eukaryota; Fungi; Basidiomycota; Ustilaginomycetes; Ustilaginales; Ustilaginaceae
Exons: 1
Coding region: 1-2397 (798 amino acids)
Source: RefSeq, a predicted model, not a curated record
AUGUCGGCCUCUAGCUCCCGGUCGGGCUCUGCCCAGCACACAGCAGCGACGACGCCCCGCUCCUCACCUUCUUCGUAUCAGGGUCCUUGGACUAACGACGUGCCGAGACCCAAGGGCAACCGGUCGCCCGAAGUCGACCUAACGACCGCAGUUCCUGCCAUCGCCCACAGCUUCCCCUCUUCGGGAAGCGCCAGCGGGAGCCAGACGGCCGCCGGCUCGACUGACCAGUGGUGGGAGCAUGUCCUGCCGCCGGGUCAGUUGGCCGAACGCCUGAGGCGCGCACAGAUGUCUUCCGACGCGCGAUCGAGCACGGCCGCGAGACGGUUCAAGACACCGCUCGCUGGCGCCACGCCCUCGGAGCGCAAGGUCUGGAAGGGCUUCUCGGAGCUCGACCAGGGCGACACUGUCCGCCGUCGCGGCGCAUCCCACCGCGUCGACAGGUCUGCCCGCAGCAGCGCCCAGACCAGCGCCGAGGCGUCGAGCGACGAGAGUGCCAGCCACUCGGAGCAGCACAGCCCGGACAGCAAAGUCUCGAGCCUGGGUCACUACGACGACCUGGUCGGCACCUUUGACGCCGAGCGCUACUGGUCCGGCCUUCGGGGCGAUCCGGCCCCACGUUCGUUUUCGCGUUCAGGCUCUGCAAGGCGGGCGCGCGUGCACAGCGAGGACGGCCUUGGGCUCGGCAUCGCCUCGACCUCGACAGCGGCCAAUACGCACAAGGGCUCGCAGCACGCGCAUCUGCGGCACUUUGGCUACAGCGGCUUCGUCUCGCCGACCCUCUCCGACACGCCCGAGGUCAGCUCCAACGACGAGUCCGAGGAUCGGCACAGCACCGCCACCACCACGGCGGCAGCGACCCCGACGACGACGACAACGUUCACGACCACCUCGCGCCACAGCCGCACCGUCAGCAUGACUUCUACGGUCAGAUCGGGCCAUACCUACGCCCAGCCUCCGGCCAUACUGCGGUCGCACUUUGAUCGCUCCGAGGACGGCGUCGAGUCCAUCUACGACCCCGGCAGCGGGCGUGAUCGCUUCGCCACCUCCGAGCGCAUCAGGCACGUCAGCUUCGAUGGCGACCUGCGCGACGUCGCCAAAGCCACAGCCGCGGCUGCGGCCAUGUACCGCUUCCCGACUGCCGCUUCGCAGCCCAUCCACUCUGCCCACGAGCGGCCCAGCCACUUCCGAGAUGGCUGCGAUGCCUUCGAAGGAUUCGCUUCGCGCUCCAACAGCACGAGGCGGUCGAGGCACGGCUUCCGGUCCGGCGGCCACCACCACCGCGCUUCGAGCUACUCGGCCCCGGUCAGCCCGCGCGGCUCGAUGCAAUUCCACGGCUCCGCCACCGUAUUCGGCGGACCGCCGGCUUCUCGAUCGUCGGCGGGCCACCGCCGCGCGAGCUCGAUCCCGGACGUCGCGCUGCUCGACAGCCUCAACGUGGCGCAGAACCAGCUGGCGACCGCCGGCAACCUAGCUGCCACUCUGACGAGGCAGUUGUCGGCACCGCUGCGGCCCGUCUUCCACCUCACCCUCUUUCUCAGCAUUUCGAGCAUCACGCUCGUCUCGCUCGCCUGCUUCCUGGCCGCCGGCUACUUUUUGACGGCCUGGGACGACCUGGCUACCAAGCGACAGCGGGUGGGCGCGGCCGCCGGCAGCGCGCGCAAGAACCUCGGCGCCACGGUGGCGUGGGGCAUGCACAUGCUGUCUGACUCGCCAUCCCCCGCUUCCAGGAAUCGCAGGCCGCAGAAGCCAGCCUCCGAAACCGACGACGCAAACGCCGACGGCUACGACAUCCCAGGGUCGUCCGAGCAGGCCCGCAGUCGAACUCAUCGGGCAUGGCCCGUCAGCUUCGCCCUUGCCAGCGCGUCGGCGGUCGCAUGCAGGGUCCUCCCCAAGCCCCUGUACGAGGCCAUGGGCUUGUCCUCCACGGGCUUCGCCGGUGGCGACCGCCCGACGAUGCCACGGGGCACCCGUCCUCGCGAAGCCGGUACCAGGCCCUCGCCUGCGUCGACGUCGCGCCUGCCUCCCCGACCGCCGCUGUCGCUCUUGCUGCCCUCGAUCUUCUUCACGCUGCUGAUCGCCGUCGGCGCCGGUCUGGCCAGCUUCUUUGCAUCUCGACGCGCCGCGGCCGCCUCUGCCGGCGCUGGCGAGGCGAGCUUCCCGAGGUCUGGCUUCGCAUCGCCGCGCGACACGGGCGACCGCACGCCUCCGGACCUGGCCUCGACGGCCUUUUUCCAGCCGCAGCCCAGCGCAGCCAUCGGCCGCAGCAACAGCGGCGGCGGUGCUGCCAUGCACGACCGGAGGCGCAGUCGGACAGCCUUCAGCCCGUCGCUGGACAGCGGCUUCGAGCGCUUCGCCGCCGCCACGUCCGCCUCGCCCAUCUUGGCUCCCCACGCUUGA